Conger conger (European conger) is the source of this 2133-nucleotide messenger RNA. RefSeq names its product cytochrome P450 2F2-like. Gene Ontology annotation, biological process: xenobiotic metabolic process. Gene Ontology annotation, molecular function: oxidoreductase activity, acting on paired donors, with incorporation or reduction of molecular oxygen, reduced flavin or flavoprotein as one donor, and incorporation of one atom of oxygen; iron ion binding; heme binding. Gene Ontology annotation, cellular component: cytoplasm; intracellular membrane-bounded organelle. The transcript has 8 exons. Lineage: Eukaryota; Metazoa; Chordata; Actinopteri; Anguilliformes; Congridae. The coding region runs from base 17 to 1621 and encodes 534 amino acids. The record is from RefSeq and is a predicted model, not a curated record.
UAGAACAGAAGUCACCAUGCUGGGCUUUGUGAUUCUCCUCUGGAUCAGCUUUAGCCUCCUUAUUCUGCUCUUCAGAACUAGGAGGCCCACAAACUUCCCCCCUGGACCUGGGCCCAUCCCAAUUUUCGGAAAUCUGCUACAGCUGAACCUGGAAAGUCUUCCCAGCGAUCUCACAAAGCUGUCAGAGCGCUAUGGGAAGGUCUACAGUAUCUAUCUUGGAAGCAAGUCAGCUGUGGUGCUCAAUGGCCUGCAGGCAAUGAGGGAAGCACUGGUCACUCAAUCUGUGGAGUUUGUUGGACGACCCAAGGACCUUAUGGUGAAUCAUCUAACAGAGGAUACAGGUAUUAUCAUGACUGAUGGGUCAAUGUGGAAGGAGCACCGGAGAUUUACUCUCACAACCCUACGAAACUUUGGCAUGGGGAAACAUACCAUGGAGGAGAGGAUUCUGGGAGAGAUUUCCUACAUAGCCUCACAAUUGGAAAAGAAUGCUGGUAAGCCUACAGACCCCCAGACCCUACUCCACAAGGCCACAUUCAAUGUUAUCUGUAUGGUCCUGUUUGGGACUCGAUUCAAGCACGAAGAUGAGUUUCUGCAGCUCACUAUUCGCAAUUUGAGGGAAAGCUCAAGGAUCAUCAAUGGCCCCUGGUCGAUGAUUUAUGAAAUGUUGCCCCUGCUGAGGUAUCUGCCUCUGCCCUUCCAGAAAGUUUUUGAGAACAGGAUAAUUCUCAAAAAGCCGCUGGGUGACCAGGUGUCCCAACACAAGGAGUAUCGGGUCCCAGGAGAGCCACGGGACCUAAUUGACUGCUACCUAGAUGAAAUGGAAAAGAGGGGAGACGAUGGCUCCUCCUUCAGUGAAUAUCAGCUGGUCAGUUACCUGUUGGACAUCCUCUUUGCUGGAACAGAGACCAGCGCCAACACACUACUCAGUGCCUUUCUGUACAUCACGACUCACCCAGAUGUUCAGGGUGAGUUAUUGGUUGCGUUUCUCUGGUUGCCUCUGCAUGAGACUGAAUUGCUCACAGCUGCAACUGCCUUUAUGGUUGAGAACAGCCUCUCCCAGCUCAAUGACGUGUGCCAUUUCUCCCUGUGGUCUCCAGAGAGGUGUCAGAAGGAGAUCGAUGAGGUGCUUGGGGAGAAGGAGCAGGCCACAUUUGAGGACAGGCACAGGAUGCCCUACACACAGGCCAUGAUCCACGAGAUUCAGCGAGUCGCCGACACAGCACCUCUCGCUGUGUUCCAUGCCACCACCAAAGACACACGGCUGAUGGGCUACGAUAUCCCCAAGGGAACCAUCAUCAUCCCCAACCUCUCCUCAGUACUGAAUGAGGAAAGCCAAUGGAAGUUUCCUCAUGACUUCAACCCCUCCAACUUCCUAAACGAUCAGGGGGAGUUUGUGAAGCCAGAGGCCUCCAUGCCUUUCUCUGCGGGGCCUCGGCUGUGUCCAGGAGAGGGUCUCGCACGCAUGGAGCUCUUCUUGAUUCUCGUGACACUCUUACGCCGCUUCAAGUUUGUCUGGCCUGAAGACGCAGGGGUGCCUGACUACACCCCUAUUUUUGGUGCGAAUCACACACCCAAACCGUACAGAAUGGGUGUUAAAGUAAGAGGCAGUUCAAAUCAGUGAAAUUGGCCUUGAAAAUUACAGUUUGUGUGUGUACGGGAGAGCAGGGUAAGUUGUCACAUGAGUAAAUUGUUACACUGUUAAUUUCUUCAAAACAACAGGGAUUAUCACAAAAAUCUAAUAGUAUUUUUAUGCUCUGAGGUAUGGUCACAUGUGGUCAGUCACACUAAUCUGAAGCGAGGACAGUUUUCUUAUUUUUCUUACUUACUUUUUUAGGUACAAAUGUUAAACAGAUAUAUAGGUUUGUACCACAUAGAGGAGAUGAUAAAGUAUCAUCUCAUACAUAAGGUGACCUUGAGAUAUAGUCAUAAUUAACAAACAUGUCAGUUUGGGGUAAGUCUCACAUUUCCCCACUACAAAUUGACAUAUUGAAUUGCUCUAAAAUCAUGGUGAUAGUGUGUAAUCAGCACCUCGGUGAUAUAAUAGUACAAAUGUUAUUGUAAAUGGAUUAGGUAUACUGUACAAUGCAAGACAGGCUUUCAUCUGAGUCUGACUAUCAGAUAAAUGUUCGAACC